AUGGCGGUUCCUACAACUGUCUUCUUGUCUGCAGGUUGCCUCUCCUUGCUGGUGACAGUGCAGAACGUUGAGCGUUACACCACCUUGUUUGCCACUGUGGUCCUCAAGUGUGACUACAGCACCUCUGCACAGCUGCAGGACGUGGUGGUGACCUGGCGCUUCAAAUCCUUCUGCAAGGAUCCCAUCUUUGACUACUACUCAAGCUCAUACCAGGCCGGGUUAGCCCUUGGUCAGGAUCCAUCUGAUGACUGCAAUGACAGCCAGCGAAAGGUGCGCAUUGUCAUCCAGAAGUACGGGCAGAAUGAGCCUGUGCUGGGCGUCGAUUACCGCCAACGAAAGAUCACCAUUCAGAACCGGGCAGACCUUGUCAUCAGCGAGGUCAUGUGGUGGGACCAUGGUGUGUACUACUGCUCUGUGGAAGCACCGGGAGACACAUCAGGCGACCCGGACAAAGAAGUUAAGCUAAUUGUUCUCCACUGGCUCACCGUACUCCUUAUUGUCCUUGGUGGGCUCCUCCUCCUCGUGCUGAUCGGAGUGUGCUGGUGCCAGUGCUGCCCACAGCACUGCUGCUGUUACAUCCGGUGCGCCUGCUGCCCAAGGAGGUGCUGCUGCAAUGAGGAAGCACUGCAACGGCAUCACUUCGUGAAGCAGGCUCGUGCGCUGGCGCCUUGGAUGGCACCUAACAUGUUCUACAAAGGUGGUGAUGGGAAUUCCCUACUUUCUUCUUACCUGCUCAACCCUCUGUUGCAACGAGACGUGUCUCUGCAGGGCAGUAUUCCACUGGCGCAGCCACAAGGUCAGCUUUCUUCUAACAAGGGCGUCUUGGACUACCUGGAGUCUGAAAUCCAGAACCUUAACCUGUCCUCCCACCAGCGGCAGGCCGUGCCGCACUCCAGCAUGCUCUCCUCCCUGGGCUCCGAGAUCAUGGAUUGCAGAGCGACACGUCCCCCCAUCGACCCUGUCCCCUCCUUGCAUGGCAGCAGCAACUCCUCCCGCCCGCAAAGAGAUGCUCGCACGUCGCGACCCUGGGACUCCCCAUCAGAGAACCAGAGGGAGCACCGGCAGUGGCCUCAGCAUCCUAGUGGGGAUUUCCAUUCCACCCACAGUCGUGAGCCCUGGGACAGGCAGCAAGAGGAGCGUCCGCCAAGGCAGGGCUACAACAGCAGGCCGUGGCGCCCCAGGCAGGAUGCAUCACCUGUGCGCCAUGCCGAGAGGGGCAAGAGUAGCAACAGCAGUGGCAAGCGGCGGCACAGCUACUCCCCGCCUUCCCGGCGAGGAUCGUGGAGCUCCUCCGAAGAGCAGGUCCGUCUCCCAGCGGCCAACCGCAAGCGGCACCGCCGGGCUCGGGACCGGCCAGAGGACAAACCGCCCAGCUACCGCUCACUAGAAAUCCUCCCCGAUCAGGACAGCAAGCAUGGGGAGAGCGCGGAGCCGCGCUCGGUAAGUCAGCCACUCUUGCUGCUUCCCAGCCAAGGCAGGAGGCUGGUUCCUCAGGGGAGCGAGCAAGUUCCCGCAGUGGAAGAAGUAUAG
This is a messenger RNA of Tinamus guttatus (white-throated tinamou), 1530 nucleotides long. NCBI's taxonomy places the organism in Eukaryota, Metazoa, Chordata, Aves, Tinamiformes, Tinamidae. The record is from RefSeq and is a predicted model, not a curated record.